UGGAGGUACAAGGUAGACUGGGGGAUUUAACUUAAAUCCUGAAGCUAGUUAUUUCUACUGAUAUUUCAGUUAUAAAGAAAGAUGUCUCAGUGGUACCAGCUUCAGCAGCUGGACUCCAAGUACCUGGAACAGGUGGGCCAGCUGUAUGAUGACACCUUUCCAAUGGAGAUCCGUCAGUACCUGAGCCAGUGGAUUGAGAGCCAUGACUGGGAACUCGCAGCCACCAAUGAUUCCCUGGCAACCCUGCGCUUCCACGACCUCCUUGCCCAGCUGGACGAUCAGUACAGCCGUUUUGCCCUGGAGAACAAUUUCCUGAUGCAGCACAACAUCCGCAAGAUUAAACGGAACCUACAGGAUAACUUUCAAGAGGAUCCAGUGCACAUGGCGAUGAUCAUCUGCAGCUAUCUGAAGGAGGAGCAGAAGAUUCUGGCCUCUGCCCAAAAAACAGAGGACAAGGUGGGCAGUGCACAGACCAACAUGGUUGUGGAGAAACAGAAGGAGCUGGACAACAAAGUCAAAGAAAUUAAAAACAGAGUGCAGGAGAUCGAACAGAAGAUUAAGUCACUCGAAGACCUGCAGGAUGAGCACGACUUCAAGUACAAAACCUUGCAAAGCCGCGAACAUGAGGCAAACGGAACUACUCAGAGGGAGAUCAAACACGAGGAAAUGCUCAUUCGGGAGAUGUUCCUCAAACUGAAUAUGAAGAGAGAGGAUGUGGUGAAGCAGAUGGCGGACGUGCUGAACAUGGCAGAGCUGGUCCAGUUUGCACUGAUCAUGGAGGAGCUGCCUGAGUGGAAACGCCGGCACCAGAUCGCCUGCAUCGGCGGGCCGCCCAAUGCCUGCCUGGACCAACUGCAGACCUGGUUCACAGCGGUGGCGGAGAGCCUGCAGCAGGUGCGGCAGCAGCUGAAGAAGCUACAGGAGCUGGAGCAGAAGUACACCUACGAGAACGACCCCAUCACGCAGAAGAAGAACUUCUUGGAGGAGCGCGCACUCUUGCUCUUCCGAAACCUCAUCGUCAGCUCCUUUGUGGUGGAGAGGCAACCCUGCAUGCCAACACACCCACAGAGACCACUAGUUCUGAAGACCGGGGUUCAAUUCACAGUCAAACUCAGGCUCCUGGUGAAGCUGCAAGAAUUUAACUAUCAGCUCAGAGUCAAAGCCUCAUUCGAUAAGGAUGUUACUGAGAAGAACACAUUGAAGGGAUUCCGUAAGUUUAACAUCUUGGGUACAAACACCAAAGUGAUGAACAUGGAGGAGUCCAACGGUAGCCUGGCUGCAGAGUUUCGCCAUCUGCAACUCAAAGAGCAGAAAGCAGCUGGUAACAGAACGAAUGAGGGACCCCUGAUUGUGACUGAAGAGUUGCACUCCAUCAGCUUUGAGACCCAGCUAUGCCAGCCAGAACUCGUCAUCGACCUGGAGACCAGCUCUCUACCCCUGGUGGUCAUCUCCAAUGUCAGUCAGCUGCCCAGCGGAUGGGCAUCUAUCCUGUGGUACAACAUGCUGUGUAGUGAGCCAAAGAACCUGUCCUUCUUCCUGAGCCCUCCCCAGGCCUGCUGGAACCAGCUGUCUGAAGUGCUGAGCUGGCAGUUCUCCGCAGUCACCAAGCGGGGGCUCAACUCACAGCAGUUGAGCAUGCUGGGAGACAAGCUCCUCGGUCGUGAGACAGCAGGAAACCCAGAUGGCCUCGUCCCCUGGGCCAAGUUCUGUAAGAGUACCAGUGAAAAGAACUUCUCCUUCUGGCUGUGGAUUGAAGGCAUUCUGGAUCUUAUAAAGAGGCACCUGCUGUCACUGUGGAAUGACGGGUGCAUUAUGGGAUUUGUGAGUAAGGAGAAUGAGCGAGCCUUGCUGAAAGACAAGAGCCCAGGCACCUUCCUGCUGCGCUUCAGUGAGAGCAGCCGAGAGGGCGCCAUCACCUUCACCUGGGUGGAGCGCUCAGCCAACGAUGAACCCCAAAUCCAUGCAGUGGAGCCCUACACGAAGAGGGAGCUGACAGCUGUCUCCUUCCCCGACAUCAUCCGCAACUACAAGGUCAUGGCAGCUGAGAACAUUCCGGAAAAUCCGCUGCGCUUCCUCUACCCCGACAUCCCCAAGGACAGCGCCUUUGGGAAGUACUACAGCCGGCCCACAGAGACAUCGGAGCCCAUGGACGUUGAGGACCCCAGCGUGAACGGAUACAUCAAGACAGAGCUGAUCUCUGUGUCCGAAGUUCCUCCCUCCAGACUUCAAGAGUCCAUACUGCCCUUAUCCCCGGAGAUGUAUGGUGAAGUGUAUGGAGAGGUCUCACGGUUAAUUAGCCCAGCGGAAAUUGACACUGUGAUGUGCGAUCCGUUCCCAAACUAACCGGAAUACUCUGAACUGAACUUGCUUGGUUGAUGCAGUGGGCACCUCUUCACCUGCCACCAGAGGAAAGACAUUUAAAGAAAUGUGGUGUCCUCAUGCUUCAAACAGGAUUCUGAUCAUUAGUAUCCAGGUAUCCACUGUAUUACUGAUAUAUAAAAACUUCUGUGAACUAGCAUCCGCCUUUGUACAGAAAUGAAAGAAAACCAAUGUAAAGAAGGUUAAAACUGUAAAUGGUACAAGAGAAUUGUACGCCUUAUGUAUGCUUGAAAAGGUGUGCUACUAGUAGUCUGAGUUAGGGUGCAGCAAAUGUUAUUGCGGUACGGGUGUUUCUCUUUACACUGUUCAAGAAGGAACUUGGUUUCUAUUCCUGCGGCGUGCGUUGUGACACCACCAAACAGCGCCCCCUUCUGGACUUCUGCAGGUCUCCAUGGUCUAUAUUCUGCUUCAUCAUUAUUUUUGUAAAGCUCAACAAGAAAAAAAGAGAGACAUUCCAAGCCGUUAUAGUGUUACUUUAUUUAACAUUGUUCAUAAAUAUAAAUAUAUUUCCAUAUUAUGCACCAAUGCGCACUAGUAACCAUCUCAAUAAAAACCAAACCGAAACAAAAGAAAAAUCCCUAAAGAAACAGACAACAUCAGUGUAAUACAUUCAGCACUGCCCAAGCUCUGGCCAAGAGUGGUUUGUACCUACUCCCAACACAGAGUGCAGGAUAUAAACGCUUAGACAGUGCAUCUGUUUUAACCCAGGGGGAAGCUAUCCAACGCAGAUGUUACUAAAAAGCUAUACAACAGUAUGAGUUGCAAACUUUAAGGAACCGCAGAAGCUCUGUUUACAUUGAAAGGAACUUGCGUUUAUAGGCCGUCUCCUUUCUGUUUCAUUCUGAUGUCAUCUCCCCUUGCGACAAAGAUGCACACCACACACUUUCACGGACACACAAAGGCGCACACACACACACUAACACUCAGCGAGGAAGCUGGGGGCUGUUUUCAUAGAGAGACACCAAAUAUGUGCGUGUGUUUCAUAUUGUUUCUGUACAGUGACAAUCAAUGUGCUUUUCUGUAUUACAAAGUGCUCCUGCCAUCACUAGCGAUGGACAUGUCCACUAGCAGACCAUCGCUAAUGUCACCCAUUUACAGGCUUCGGCAUGUCUUUAAGUACACAGGGAAAAUAAAAGAAGUUUUUUUUUCCAAAUACAUGUAUACAUUGCAGUGCUGGGGGUUUGUGUAUGUGUUGCAGUGACCAGAGCUCAUUAGUAUAGGUUUGAUCUUUUCUCAUUCGAUCCCUGACUCUUUCACUCAUUUGAAAGCAGACCAGGUUACAUAGCUUUGGCUGAUCUGUAGCUUUGCAUGUUUCCCCACUUAAAUAAUAAAAGCAGCGGCCCAACUCUUUCUGAUUUGUGGGCAAGAAGUGUUAUACAAGCCUUUUCCAUUUUCGAAUAAACACUGUGGAGAAGAAUAAUAAACAAGCAGCCAAAAUAAACGAAGACAAAUCAAAAGUGUCACGUGCCCUACAUCUCAACACAAUUUAAAACCAAUUUUAAAAAAUAUGACACGAAAAGUAAUACAGGUCCUGUGUGGGGUGUAGAGAGAGAUUUUCUUUGUGGUUAACUAAAGCCGAUAUUGUUUGAUUUUUGCCUCAUUUGGAAACACUGGAUUGUUGAUUUGUUAAAGCACACUAUCAUGAAUGGCUACUGCACCACUGUAGUUAACACUAUUUACAUCCAACGCCUGUGGUCCUGUGGUGUCACUUUAAUUCAGGGGACUUUAACAGUACUUGAAUAUACAAUUUACACAUAUAUGCAUAUGUAUAUACUCAUUUUACACACGAUUACACAUUAAGGAAAAAAAAAGGAAUCCAGCACUUAAUGCUGUGCUUCUGUUCUACACACCGCCUGCAGUUUUAUGGAGAGGGAGGAAAAGGACAGUACUGCAAAAUGAGCAACAUCACAUGAAAGAGCCAAGCAUGACACGAGGGAAACCAAAGGUCAAAGGUCAUAAAACAGGAGGAGGAGAGGAAGUGUAAAACACAUUUUUUGUUUGUUUUUGUCUCAGAAAUACAGCACUAUUGUACAAAGUCAACAUCACCCAAAACAACAACAGGAACCGUGACACAGUCUUACGAUUGUUGGGGGG
Molecule: messenger RNA, 4473 nt
Organism: Megalops cyprinoides (Indo-Pacific tarpon)
Lineage: Eukaryota; Metazoa; Chordata; Actinopteri; Elopiformes; Megalopidae
Product: signal transducer and activator of transcription 1-alpha/beta-like
Exons: 24
Coding region: 82-2343 (753 amino acids)
Biological process (GO): type I interferon-mediated signaling pathway; cell surface receptor signaling pathway via JAK-STAT; regulation of cell population proliferation
Molecular function (GO): DNA-binding transcription factor activity, RNA polymerase II-specific; RNA polymerase II cis-regulatory region sequence-specific DNA binding
Source: RefSeq, a predicted model, not a curated record